Molecule: messenger RNA, 1948 nt
Organism: Gekko japonicus
Lineage: Eukaryota; Metazoa; Chordata; Lepidosauria; Squamata; Gekkonidae
Gene: IGFBP6
Product: insulin like growth factor binding protein 6
Exons: 4
Coding region: 193-933 (246 amino acids)
Biological process (GO): regulation of insulin-like growth factor receptor signaling pathway
Cellular component (GO): extracellular region
Molecular function (GO): insulin-like growth factor II binding; insulin-like growth factor I binding; fibronectin binding
Source: RefSeq, a predicted model, not a curated record
CAUGAGACGCUCGCCAGGCUCUGGCCGGCCGCAGCCACACCCCGCCGGCUGCCGAGCUUCCGGGCGGGCCACUUGCACCUGGCACCGAAGAAGGGCCGGCCGUUCGUGGGUUGGCCGCCGCAUUUAAGGCGCGGCGCGCCACGCCGGGACCCGAAGCGCUCCAUCCGCGCGCCCCCUGUCUUAGAGCCCGCCAUGCUCCCGCAGGUCUGGCUGGCGACGGCGCUCCUGGCUUGGCUGGCGGCGACGACGAGGAGCCGGGGUGCGCUGGGACCCCGCGGAGGAGACCCCGGCUGCCUGUCGCCGGCCGGCUGCGACUCUCCCGAGGCCGGGAGCCACAAGGCGCCCUGCGGGCAGAAAGGCUGCGGCGCCAGGGCGGCGGGCGAGCCGUGCGGCGUCUACACGCCCGGCUGCGCCCGCGGGUUGCGCUGCGUGCCGCGCCCCGGGGAGAGAGCCCCGCUGCACGCCCUGCUGCGCGGCAAGGGGGUUUGCCUGGCUGCUGCCGAGGAGGGCAAGCCGGCCGGCCGUCGGAACCAGACGGAGGCGGGUGAUGCUGGGAAGGACACUCGCCGGGCAGGCCAUUCGACUCAAGAGCCCCUCCUCUUGCAGAGCCCGGGUCCCCUGCCGGAGGUCAGCGUGGGCAAUGUCCAGCUGCAGCAGCUCUCCCUGAGCAGCGAUACCAAACAAGAAUUUGAGACGGGCCCGUGUCGCACCCAUUUGGCAGCCAUCUUGCAGGAGCUGAAGGCCCCACUCUACUUGAGCGGCGAAGAUAUCUUCAUCCCCAACUGUGACACCAAGGGCUUCUACAGGCGGAAGCAGUGCCGAGCAUCCAAAGGACAGAAGAGAGGCCAGUGCUGGUGCGUGGACAAGAGAGGCCAUCGGCUGGAAGGCCUGGAGGAAAACCCUCUCUGCCUACUGCCUAGUAGUAGUGACUGAGCCAGGCGGAGGGGACACUGCUGCGUUCCAGCAGCAGAAACUCUGGACCAAGGAUCUCUCUGCUCUAACAAGAGUGUUCACUUUAAAUUUAUUGCGCGAUUGCCAUCUUGCUGGAGUCCUGGGUUCCCUGCUACAACCCUGGCGCAGUGGUCUCCUCUGGCCAACAGCCCAACAAAGGGCACAAGACCCAGGGGCUGGUAUCACCCUGGCCGAUGGCGGGUGGGGAGGCUUCCAAGCGCAUGACUGCAGACGCUUUAUCAAACAAGCUAGAGGUGGCUGGGGUGGAAAGAUGCUAAGAUGUCCUGGCACUUGCCGGGUGGAUGCACACUUAGCACUCGGGAUGCCAGUGUAGCUAGAUGCUGGGUGUCGCUCUCAAGGUUGUGUUUGCACAGAAGGCAGCAUUGGGCCAUAAGAGAUGCAGGGGAAGGGGCUGUAUGCUUAAAGGGGGAGGGGAUCGGGCUUCAGCAAAUACCAGCCGUAUUUCUGGCACGAGAGACAACUGAGAAGUAGUGGGACGGGGCAGACGUUGGUGGACUGAGAUGGGGAUUUUCCUUGGAGACCUCAGGAAAGAAGGGGUAUAAAAGGGAAAAGGGGGUACCUGUCAAAGAGAAGGCCCUUGUGUGGUUGCCAGCACAGAGAACAGGAACAAGGUGGUAAAAAGGGGAUGUGUGGUGUCAGGCUUAGUUGCUGUAGCAACACAACUCAUGGCUUCAGUUGUGUGAGGGGAACUUAGACAAGCACCUUCCUGGUUCCUCACGGUCUUCCCGGCUUCACCAGCUCUCUUGAGGACAUUCUGUCACGCUCCCUGAAACACACCGUAGUGACAGCCAGCUGUGGGGGUGGGAACUGUUGAGGGGAGGGCCGGAAGCACUUUCCCACUCAGGUACCAAACAUUAUGGGUUUCCUUUGUAACUUGCUUUAAUUUAAAGUGUGUGUGUGUGAGAGAGAGAGAGAGUUAAUAUUUGUUUUGCUUCUGUUUCACUACCAGUGGCUUUUAAUAAACCUGUUAAUUCCC